GAACCGCGGGGUCGCGGAAGCGAUGGGCGUCGCUGUGACUUAUUUUCAGCACUGUCGCCCAGGCAGUGGCGCGAUCUCAGCUCACUGCAGGCCCCGCCCGCCGGGCUCCCAAGGUGCUGGGAUUACAGCAGCACCGCGGAUGUGACGUUUGUUUGUUGUUCCUGUGAACGUGGGGCGGGGCGGGGCGGGGCCGUUUGCUUGCUCAGCGCCAAGACGAUGGUGGUGGAAAGACGCUGCCAUGCGUUAGGUCCUAACGGUUAGGAAGGAUUCACAGGCGGGUCAUGAGGGAGGAGUAGGCCCCUCGGGCAGAAGCCCGCGAGGAGCCCUGGGUGUGGAGGGGGCAAGGGUGCCUCCUCUGUCAAGUGGAGAUCGGCGCCUCGCUAGUGCCUGCGAGUGCGCGCCGCGUCGAAUACAGGUGUGCAGAAAGCACUACAGGAAAGUGAAGCAGGGAAAGAGACUGGGAGGCGGCACGGGGAGUGGGGGCCGUAGACGCUUUUGCUCCCGGGCACUUGUUACAAGAGCGAGUGGACCGCGCUUCCUGUGCGUCACUGAAUCCUCCUGAUGGCCACUGAAACGGACACGCAGGAUCUUUGCUUUUCAAGAGGGAACUGAGUCCAGGCCAGACUGGGUUGCUCCCCUUUCUCUCGGCCCCUCACGGCCCUUCCACCUUUGCAAGUGCUGCUCCUUCUGCCUGGAGUGGCUCCUCCAGUCUUUUCCCGGCUCGCUUCCCAUCCUCCAGUGUUAGCAAAAACAGCACUUCCUCACAGCCCUUGCAGCCCAGCGGUCACCUUUUGCUUCUUUUGAAGCACAGCCCUGUGACCGCCUCAUGUCCUUUUGUUUUUCCUUGUCUGCCUUCCCCUCUGGAACAUAAGCUCCACAAAGGCAGGGACCUGGGAGUCCCGUUCGCCUGCAUUCCCCAGCAAACGCCUAACGAACCCAAUGGCCCGGGACUGAAAAGUCCUUUCCACUUCGGCUUUCCCCUCUACAUCCCAUCGGUUCUGUGGAGCUCGAGGGGCGUCACUGUGUGUGUGGCAGGGCGCGGUGGGGGCUGAGAUCCUUUCCUGUUGGAAAUUCCGGCCCAAGAAGCCCCGGUCACAAGGAGGGGGGUCAGUUCGGUUCAGGGCGACUCGGCCCGACUCGGGUCUUAAAACCUCCGAGCCGCCAGUGCUGCCUCAGGCCGCGCCCCCUUGAAGCGCCACCAGACGCCGCGUCCCGUCCCGGCGUCCUCCGCGCGCUGGCGCGGGGCUUUCUGGGCCAGGGCGGGGCCGGCGAACUGCGGCCCGGAAAGGUUGAGGAAGGGCCCGUCCCGCCUUCCCCGCGCCGGGUUCCGUGGGCGCCAUGGAGCCCCGGGCGGUUGCAGAAGCCGUGGAGACGGGGAAGGAGGAUGUGAUUAUGGAAGCUCUGCGGUCGUACAACCAGGAGCACUCCCAGAGCUUCACGUUUGAUGAUGCUCAACAGGAGGACCGGAAGAGGCUGGCGGAGCUGCUGGUCUCCGUCCUGGAACAGGGCUUGCCACCCUCCCACCGUGUCACCUGGCUGCAGAGUGUCCGAAUCCUGUCCCGGGACCGCAACUGCUUGGACCCGUUCACCAGCCGCCAGAGCCUGCAGGCACUGGCCUGCUAUGCUGACAUCUCUGGCUCUGAGGGGUCCGUCCCAGACUCCCCCGACAUGGAUGUUGUACUGGAGUCCCUCAAGUGCCUGUGCAACCUCGUGCUCAGCAGCCCUGUGGCACAGAUGCUGGCAGCAGAGGCCCGCCUAGUGGUGAAGCUCACAGAGCGUGUGGGGCUGUACCGUGAGAGGAGCUUCCCCCACGAUGUCCAGUUCUUUGACUUGAGGCUCCUCUUCCUGCUAACGGCACUCCGCACCGAUGUGCGCCAGCAGCUGUUUCAGGAGCUGAAAGGAGUGCAUCUGCUGACUGACACACUGGAGCUGACGCUGGGGGUGACUCCUGAAGGGAACCCACCCAAGCUCCUUCCUUCCCAAGAGACUGAGCGGGCCAUGGAGAUCCUCAAAGUGCUCUUCAACAUCACCCUCGACUCCAUCAAGGGGGAGGUGGACGAGGAAGACGCUGCUCUUUACCGACACCUGGGGACCCUUCUCCGGCACUGUGUGAUGAUUGCUACUGCUGGAGACCGCACAGAGGAGUUCCAUGGCCACGCAGUGAACCUCCUGGGGAACUUGCCUCUCAAGUGUCUGGAUGUUCUCCUCACCCUGGAGCCACACGGAGACUCCGUGGAGUUCAUGGGAGUGAAUAUGGAUGUGAUUCGUGCCCUCCUCAUCUUCCUAGAGAAGCGUUUGCACCAGACACACAGGCUGAAGGAGAGCGUAGCUCCCGUGCUGAGCGUGCUGACCGAAUGUGCCCGGAUGCACCGCCCAGCCAGGAAGUUCCUGAAGGCCCAGGUGCUGCCCCCUCUGCGGGAUGUGAGGACACGGCCUGAGGUUGGGGAGAUGCUGCGAAACAAGCUUGUCCGCCUCAUGACACACCUGGACACAGAUGUGAAGAGAGUGGCCGCCGAGUUCUUGUUUGUCCUGUGCUCUGAGAGUGUGCCCCGAUUCAUCAAGUACACGGGCUAUGGGAAUGCUGCUGGCCUUCUGGCUGCCAGGGGCCUCAUGGCGGGAGGCCGGCCUGAGGGCCAAUACUCGGAGGAUGAGGACACAGACACAGACGAGUACAAGGAAGCCAAGGCCAGCAUAAACCCGGUGACCGGGAGGGUGGAGGAGAAGCCGCCUAACCCUAUGGAGGGCAUGACGGAGGAGCAGAAGGAGCACGAGGCCAUGAAGCUGGUGACCAUGUUUGACAAGCUCUCCAGGAACAGAGUCAUCCAGCCAAUGGGGAUGAGUCCCCGGGGUCAUCUCACGUCCCUGCAGGAUGCCAUGUGUGAGACUAUGGAGCAGCAGCUCUCCUCAGAGCCUGACUCGGACCCUGACUGAGGAUGGCAGCUCUUCUGCUCUCCCAUCAGAACUGGUGCUGCUUCCAGAGACUUCCUUGGGGUUGCAACCUGGGGAAGCCACAUCCCACUGGCUCCACGCUCCUCUCUCCAUCUUAGAAACCCCUUCUCUUUACUCCCAAGGUUCUGUUCAUGAUUUGCCUCUGGUCCAGUUUCUUAUCUCUGGACUGCAGUGGUCUUCUUGUGCUAGAACUCAGGGCUCAGCCUUGAAUUCCACAGACAAAGUACUUUCUUUUGUCUGUGCCAAGAGGAAUGUGUUCAGAAGCUGCUGCCUGAGGGCAGGGCCUACCUGGACACACAGAAGAGCAUAUGGGAGGGCAGGGGGUUGGGUGUGGGUGUGCACAAAGCAAGCACAUCUGGGAUGGGCACGCUGGCAGAGCCAGUGUGUUGGGGCAUGUGCUGCACUUCCCAGGGAGAAAGAACCUGUCAGAACUUUCUAUACGAGUAUGUCAGGACACACACUUCCAAGGUAUGUAUGCUUUGUUGUUUCUGUCCUGUCUUCACCGAGCGCAGGGCUGGAGGCCUCUUAGACAUUCUCCUUGGUCCUCGUUCACCUGCCCACUGUAGUACCCACAGUGCCCAAGUUCUUACUGGUUUUGGCAAUUAAACCUCCUUCCUACUGGUUUAGACUGCACUUACAAGAAGGAAAAUGCCCCUCGUGCGACCAUAGAUUGAGAUUUAUACCACAUACCACACAUAGCCACAGAAACGUCAUCUUGAAAUAAAGUGUUUUGG
Messenger RNA from Cercocebus atys (sooty mangabey), 3683 nucleotides. RefSeq names its product RIC8 guanine nucleotide exchange factor A (gene RIC8A). NCBI's taxonomy places the organism in Eukaryota, Metazoa, Chordata, Mammalia, Primates, Cercopithecidae. The coding region runs from base 1339 to 2931 and encodes 530 amino acids. Gene Ontology annotation, molecular function: G-protein alpha-subunit binding; guanyl-nucleotide exchange factor activity. The transcript has 10 exons. Gene Ontology annotation, biological process: G protein-coupled receptor signaling pathway. The record is from RefSeq and is a predicted model, not a curated record. Gene Ontology annotation, cellular component: cytoplasm; plasma membrane.